CCUUCUUUUUCUUUACAACUUUUGCAAAGAAAGUCGUGUUUUUUGCUAUCACGUUUCGUGUCGAUAAAAUAAAGACUUAAACAUGCGUUACGUGGCUGCAUACCUUUUGGCUGUCCUCGGCGGCAAGGACUCCCCCGCCAACGCCGACCUGGAGAAGAUCCUCAGCUCCGUGGGCAUUGAGGUCGACACCGAGCGCCUGACCAAGGUCAUCAAGGAGCUGGCCGGCAAGAGCAUCGAGGAGCUCAUCAAGGAGGGACGCGAGAAGCUGUCCUCCAUGCCCGUGGGAGGCGGCGGUGCCGUCGCUGCCGCCGACUCUGCCCCCGCUGCCGCCGCUGGAGGCGACAAGAAGGAGGCCAAGAAGGAGGAGAAGAAGGAAGAGUCCGAGUCCGAGGACGACGACAUGGGCUUCGCUCUCUUCGAAUAAGCUGGAUCUUUAUUUCCUACCCACCCAAAAAACGCCGUAUAUACUGUGUGAAUACCGGGCCAAGCAGAGCGUCGCCCCUGCAGUACUCCGUAGACGAUGAAGAACUUGUCGUCCGGCUACCAUUGUUAUACAAUAAAAAUCUGCAGUAUUUGCACUUUAUAUAGAAA
Molecule: messenger RNA, 591 nt
Organism: Drosophila kikkawai
Lineage: Eukaryota; Metazoa; Arthropoda; Insecta; Diptera; Drosophilidae
Gene: RpLP2
Product: ribosomal protein LP2
Biological process (GO): cytoplasmic translational elongation
Cellular component (GO): ribosome; cytosolic large ribosomal subunit
Molecular function (GO): structural constituent of ribosome
Source: RefSeq, a predicted model, not a curated record